Molecule: messenger RNA, 6426 nt
Organism: Pestalotiopsis fici W106-1
Lineage: Eukaryota; Fungi; Ascomycota; Sordariomycetes; Amphisphaeriales; Sporocadaceae
Exons: 4
Coding region: 1-6426 (2141 amino acids)
Molecular function (GO): protein binding
Source: RefSeq, a predicted model, not a curated record
AUGGAAAGGCUGUCAGACCGGCCAGAGUCGCUCCACAUCCAACCGGGUGCUGACAAUGUCAGCGCAGAGGGGUUCAAUGAUUACCAGGAGGCCAUUCACGCCCAACUCAGCAGUCUAGCCACGCGCGCCGACAAAACAUACCGGGAGUGGCGGUUAUACCUUAGAAAACAACCAAUAGGCGCUGCUGAAAAGUUCAACUCGCUCUCUACACUUCUCAAGCAGAUUUGCCUCGACCUACAUCAACUUUGUUUACAAUGCUCCGAGCUCGAUGAUGAUGUGUACUCCAAAAAUGCCACUGAUGAGCCAUCAUCAGUCACACAACUGCAGAUGCAGAGGCUGCAAAUUUGUUCCCAGACUAUGUUCAGCAUUCAAGCGACGUUGCAGUCAGGCGAUGGCGACUCACCCUAUGCCACUGGGUUGGAACAAGUCGUUUCCGAGUUGGUCGACCAUGGGACUUGGAUUGCAGCAGCUCGACAGGCUGGUAGCUAUAGCGACCUAAUCAACUAUCUAUGCACGGAUCUCGUUCAGAGCCCCCCAAUUGGUGCUUGGAAAGGCGGAAGACUCCCAGUUUAUCUGCCCCUGCGCAUCGAUGCUCGUUUGAUGAAGAGCGAUUUGCUGAAGUCCUUUCGGCUUACCCGCCAACGAGCCCUGCUCCAAGAUGCGAUCCAGUACUCUGAGAUAUUCAAAUGUGACGCCUUUCUGCAGAAUGAUAUCUUUUGCCGCUGGAAAUCAACGGCUGGGUCUGUGCUGCUGGUUUCUGGAUCGUCUAGAACAGAACUCGCCACUCUGGCUGCGUCAACAGUCCACCAUAUCAGUCAUGGCGCCAGUCCGACCUCUGCUAUCUGUUUCUUCUUUUGUGAUUCUCACUUUGGACCUUUGGAGGUGGCGCUGAAGCUCGUCAAAGCGACAAUUGGGCAGUUGGCGCAACAGUCUUUGCUUGCAUGCGAAAUGUUAUACCGGAUCAAGCAAGAACCUCUUCGAAAUACAUUUGAAGGGCUGUGUUGCACAAUGGCAUCAAUGAUGCAAUGCUUCGACCAAGUCACUUUUGUGAUAGAAGGGCUAGGAGCUUAUCAAUCUUCUGUUUCGGCGGAUUCCAAGAUGAUCCUUUCAACAUUAUAUAGUGGAUUCCAAGGAUCAGCAGCAACAAAAUUGCCCGAUGUGAAACUUUUCUUCCUCUGCAAGACAAAUAAUGGUCAACACAAUCGUAUCGAGGAGGUCAGUACUACAAUUAACACGAUUGCCAAACGUAUCUAUACCGAGACUGCGGGUUGCUCUGAUUCUAAAAUCCGUUUGCCGGCCACGAUUCUUCAUCUUUCAAGAGAUCAAUUGCCAAUACUUUCGUCUUCAUUAGAAAAUGAGACGGUAAACCUUGCAGCUGCUUGUCGUUUCCUCUCUCUCGAUAUCGAAUCAAGAAGCCUUGAGCGCUUCGCCGUAGCUUCAGAAGCAAUUGAUGGAGUUCUAUCACGAAUCCUCAUGCUCGACGGUUCAACAUUUCCACAAAGUACACGAGCACUCCAGUACAUCGGUGGCUUGCUCCAACUUGACCUCCUACAUCCAACACUGGCCGAAUAUGUCAUGGGGUUGCACAAUAAGGACACAUUGACGCUGGAGACUUUCCCUACAGGCGUGUCGACUGCUUCCAUGGCCAUAUUCUGUAUUCGAUACAUCUGCUUGCCUCAAUUCUCCACCGCUUUCAACAAAGUGUAUCGCGCGGAAAGACAUCGCGUUGCUAUUCGAGACCAAAAACGACCAUUCUUCCGAUAUGCUGCUACGACUUGGAUGCACCUGGCGAGGGAUCAUUGGCAGGAACAAGGCCUCAUGGACUGUGUCAUGCAGCUUUUUGACCGAGAGAGUGCUGCCAAUUUUGGCCAAUGGGUAACAGAAUGUGCGCGAACGUGGUUCCCACAUGAAAUAGGCUUCAAGUCUCUGUCCCCGCAACCGUUGCAGGAGCUCCUCUCUAUCAUAAAUGGGCCGCAAGAUCUAAGACUGCAUGUCGCCUCUCUCAUGGGAUUGAGUCACAUUUGCAAGAGGUUGCUCGAGGAUGGAGCGAAUGUCAACGAACCAUCUGCAUUUGGCACAGUCUUACAUUGCUCGCUCCUUGGCUCUGCCGCCCUUGUUGGACGAUGGAUUCAUGUCAUCCAUGAGUAUCACCGCCUCGGCGCAACGGAUGGCCAUGAAUGCAGAGGUGAAACCAUCAAGAUUGUCUUGGAUCGAAAUUGCAAUCGUGGUCAAGAAUCCUUCUCAAAAGGCGACAUGAUCCGUCCGUCAACCUUGGCUCUACUGACCUGUACGAGUUUAUUGGAUUCCCAUAUGUUCUUUGACAUUGUGGGCGACUCUUCAUUGUUUCACCCUCAGUUUUCAAUAUCGUUUGGGGUAUUUCUGCAGGUCAUGGCAACAGCCAACCCCUCGGAAUAUGACGCUAAAGCCUAUCUCAAUGCCAUUUUCGACGAACUGGCCCAGCGAGCACUACCGCAUAUUGACCAUGACGUCAGUGCAAUUGAGAUAUUCAACUUGCUAUGGAAGUAUACUCUGGAGAUGGGGUUGGAAUGGUUUGACAUGAUUAAAGUGAGAUAUCUUCGAGAUAUUCCCGACGAUAUGUUCAAUGUUUUGGUUUUGAAUACAGGACUCAAGAGUGUCAAUGUCAUGCGACUUGUAUCCAAAGACCCGCGUUUCGACCCCGAUGUUGUCUUUAGCGAGACCCAUCUGUUACUCUGCGCCUUGGAAGCAGGUCUCGAAAUGGUCAAGCUGCUUGUGGCGAGAGGUGUUGAUUUGACUGCCGUGAGCCCAAGGAAUAUGACUAUUGCGCAGGUCUGUGCACAAAAAGGAGCGAACGAUAUCUUGAGGUGGCUUCUCGAAAUUGGUGUUGACACGGGCGUCGCCGAGGGGAUCGAUUCAUCGGGGCAAACGAAGUGUAAUAUAUGGCAUCUCGCUGCUUGUCACAGCUUGGAAACUUUCGAGAUUCUGGUAGACGCCGGUGUUCAGAAUGACGAAGAACUGUUUGCCGUCUCCGCUUCGGGGAAUACACCCUUGGCAGAGCUGAUACAAAGACUCCCUACACCGUACGCUAUUGUACGCCACGCUAAUGCAAUCCCGGAGCCGGAUGCCAUCAGUCGGGCGAUUGAAUUGCUGAGGAAAAUACCGAUGAAAAACCCGCGUCUCUUUCAGUCAAAGACGCCAUCCAUCAGUACUGCAGCUCGUCUCGGGUCGCAAAAACUGACAGAAACACUCUUGGAACUCGGCGCCAGUGUAUCUGUCGACACGCGUGGUGCCAGUCCACUGCAUUUCCUAUGUUUGAAGGCCAGUGGGUCGUUUAUAGAUUACAUGCAACGGCUUUGCAGCGAUUUGUCCUGGCAGGACUCCGAGGGAAGGACGCCAAUUGAAUCAAUCAUGCGUGAACAAGCCAUGACGCCUGAAGAGCACCCUCCUGAAAGCUUUGAAGCUGCUAUGGAGAAGCUUCUCUGUUCCAAGACGACCACCAGCACGGACUUUCGAGGCCGUCACCUCUGGGAGCGAGUGUGCAAUGACUUGGUUUCAGAGUUUGUCUUGCAAAAGAGUCCCAAGGGUCAUCUUAUAUCCGAUUUCAUUGAUAGAUUAGUCUCAGAGAAGGUCCUCGAAGACUACGAGAUGCAAUCGGGAACCUCUGGGGUGAAGCCCCUCCUUGAUGGACUCUCGCAGGUAGAUGCUGUACAGAUCUGGAUGGGUGGUCUGAUGCAUCAAGUGCUCCAACAGACCAAACACGAAGGAAGCCUUGCAGGCGCGGGCCAGACUGCUGUGCCAUACUUGAAAUGGGCUGCGAAUUCAAACACGUGGGAUUUGGUGAGACUUUUAUUGAAGCACGGGGCAUCUGUUCACGAGAAAACCUUUGGCAUGUCGACAUUAGAGUCAGCUUGUCUCAGUAAUGGUUGCGGCGAACCUGUGUUUGACCUUCUUCUAGAUCACGCCGAUAGCACGAAGCUCAAUGAUAUUGGCUACCAGGGUCUGGGAUUGGUCCAUCUACAAUCGCACGGACAAGGCGAUCAACGUCUGUCUAGACUGCGAUCGCUCCUAGAAAAAGGUGCCGACCCUAAUCUCCGAAACUCACUCGGCGAUCCCGCGAUUGUCGAAUUCCUCCGGGGAGAACAUAGUCAAUGCAUCGACUUGUUGCUUGAAUAUGGGGCAGACGUCAAUGCCAGGAAUAACUAUGGAAUGGACACGGCAUUAGCUGCUAUUUCGCAGCGCAACCUGUUCAUGCUGAGCAAGCUACUCGGCGACGAGAGAUUCAAGGUCGACUGGAAUGCAACUUGCAUUAUCAAAGUACCAUAUCAAUGCGAGGGACAGUCAAUGGACGUGGUGGAGCUCCCCGGGUCCAAUGCGUUGCACUUGGCGGCCUGGUUUGGAUAUGACACGGGACUGGACUUUUAUCUCACGAACAAACUCAUAACAGACUUGGAAAGCGCCACUGCCGUUACGCGAUACCGACCAAUCCACUUUGCGUGCAGAGCUGCAUCGAUCACGUGUAUCAAAUUACUCGUUAGUUCCGGUGCCGAUGUCAAGUCCCAAACGUCUGAUGGAAGUACUGGUCUCCACUUCGCAGUCAAGCAGCAACGUGAGGAUGUGGUGAGAACGCUGGUAGAAGAAGGACAUCCUCUCGAUGUUCAAGACCUGUCCGGACAGACCCCAUUAGACUACGCUUUGACUGGGGGCAAUCCAGUCAUCAUCGAUGCGUUACUCGGCUCUGGUGGGUCUAAGAACAUGGUUACGGACAAUACAACAAACUCUCCUCAGAAAGCGGAAGAUCAUCUCUUGGCAGCUCUUUUCAAUUCCAUACUGCGAAGCGACAUUCGACUCUGCCGCACCUUGCACGACGUUGGCUGUCCCGUCCAUUUGCCGAUGCCACCUUGCCGCAGUUGCACACCGUUGAUGAUAGCAGUAGAUGCGAACGAAGCAGAUAUCUGCAUGUGGCUUCUAGAUACCAUGGACGUAGAGAUGAAGAAAGCAGGACUCGGUGCAAAAUGUGAGACGCACUCGAAUCGCGGGACCCUUCUGUUCUCUCUGUCUUGGUCGUCGCCAAAGAUUGAUGACAUGCUGACCAAGAUACUUGACAUGUACUUUGACACUGCGGAAAAUUGGUUUCAUUGGCCAGUAGGGGUGCUUCAUGAUUGCGCUUUGAUCGAUGAAGAGAAGCCCAUUGACUUGAUUCUUGCGUAUGUGGCUACAAAUGAGGACCGUCUUCGGUCCCGGUUCUCGAUCCCUAACAACACAAGUCUGUGCAAGCGCCUCUUGGACCAUACCAUCAAUACUCGUGAAUUUGGCUACCCAUAUACUUGCGGACUCACCCCCUUGCAUCUUGCAAUUCUCAUGACCUCGCCAAAAGCAGCGAAGCGCCUGCUACAGGCUGGGGCAGACCCCAACAAGGAGAACAUGGAACGGAGAACUCCAUUGCAUCUAGCUGUGCGAGAAGGGAUGAUUGACGUUGUUCGACAAUUGCUUGAUUGCGGAAGCGAUCUUGAUCGAUUGGACCGACGUGGUGAAACACCACUCAUGGUGGCGGUUGACGCAGGGCGACUCGACUGCGCCAAGCUUCUCGUCGAGGCCGGUGCCGAUACUUCCCUAUGCAAUCGGCGCGGAGAGUCGCUUCUCCACAUGGCAGGAGAAUCUGGUCAGGUCUGUCUCUUCAGAUAUUUUCUGGAGCUCGGGCUAGAUCCAUACAAGCCAGACGGACACGGGGCUUCUCCCCUGUAUAUCGCGAUGCUAUCAGGUGAUAUGAUUUCGUACGCAAUCAACUCCGACUUUGAUUUUCACCAAUUGGCUGCAAGGAAACAAUACAUGAGACCCUUGCUAUCCGUGGUCCGAGAUACUCCGACCACCUUGCACUUGCUACUACGCCGGCUGACAGCCGCGCACGUAGCUCGGGCACUUAUCAACGUUUGGCCCGAACGUCAUGAAUUCCCAAGCCGCUAUUCAAGUCCACUGUGCAAUGCGGCAAGAGCAGGCUAUAUGGAGUCGUUGAAGCUACUUUUAGAAUAUGGAGCCGACCUCGAAUUCGAAGGGAGCGUCGAGGGCACUGCGCUCAUGAGUGCAAGUCGGGCGGGAAAUGUUGAGAUAGUGAGCCAUCUUGUGCGAACCGGCGCAAACAUAUCUUACACGAGAAAUGGGCGAGUGCAAAAUGCCCUGGAAGUCGGAAAGAGAUUCAAGGGCGUGGUCAGAUGGCUACUGGUCGAGAGAUGGACAGAUCAACGACGUAUCUUGCCAGGCUCGUGCUUCAGUGUUGGCGACGUUGAGGUGAGGCCAUGGUCAGGUAUCACCACAGUUGCGUUGAAACUGCAUGGGCCAGGCGAGCGCUUUGGGCAGCAGAGAAGCGAAACCAAGUUGGCAUUUCUUGGGCGGAUGCACACUUUGCGCACGAGUCUUCGGGGACAGGUUGUCUAUCCUGAACAAUAUCUGUAG